AUGUCAAGUUAAAAUACAAUUUUUAAUUCUACUUAUUAAUAAUAUAUUUAACGCUUCGAAAACAUUUAUUAUAUUCUUUAAGAUGUAUUUUGAAUAACAAAAAAAACAACCAUUAACCAUUACGUGCUUUUUAGAGCAAAAGUGCAUUAUCCUUUAAUUUUUGUUUUUGUUGAAUUUACAUUUAUGUAACACUCCAUUUUCUAAAAAGUGCAUUUAUCAAAGGAAAACAUAUUAAAAUUGAUUACAUGCCUACAUAGUUUGGAAAUUCAUCAGUAUACAUAUACAUAAAUCGAUAUUCACUACUGCAGCAUCAUGUCUUCUUUUAUUGCAAAAUUAAAAUCAACACCAUUGCCACCCUUAAAAAAUGUUCUCAAUGUAGCUCUGCAGACAGCCAGGCAACAAAUGCCUGAUAAAGAUAAACGUGAGUAUGAACAGCCAGGCCAGAACGAUUCGCAAUCGCAACAAUUUCCACAAGCAGCCAGUACAUUUCCGGAAGAAAGUUACAAUGACAAUAUCGAAACGAAUACACUUAAUCCAUUCCGUAAUCCCAAUGGAUAUUUCAGUACGGAGGAUAAUGAACCUAAAGGUGAAGUCCAGCAAACUUCAUUUAUAAAUGAUGAAUAUGAUGGAAGAUAUCAGCAAUCCGAUGGGUACAGACAAAGCAGCAUUGCUUCUGGAGACAGUUCAUUUGUGUGUGAAGGCGAGGGAGGUUCCAGUGCUAAAAUAAACGAAUUUCAAGCAGCGUGGAAUGUAACAAACGCGAUUCAGGGCAUGUUCAUUGUGUCACUGCCUUUUGCUGUCUUACAUGGAGGAUAUUGGGCAAUUGUUGCCAUGGUAGGCAUAGCUCACAUAUGCUGCUACACCGGAAAAAUUCUCGUGCAAUGCCUUUACGAACCGGACCCAAACACAGGACAGCUUGUCCGAGUACGUGACAGUUAUGUUUCCAUUGCAAAAGUAUGUUUCGGUCCAAAAUACGGGGCGAAGGCCGUCAGUGUUGCUCAGAUAAUUGAACUUCUCAUGACAUGUAUCUUAUAUGUCGUUGUGUGUGGUGAUCUUUUGGCGGGUACCUAUCCACAAGGGUCCUUAGAUUCGAGGUCAUGGAUGAUGUUGACUGGCAUCUUUCUCCUGCCACUGGGAUUUCUCAAAUCUCUUAAGAUGGUGUCACUUUUAUCUUUCUGGUGCACAAUGUCACAUUUAGUCAUCAACGCCGUUAUACUUGGAUAUUGCUUAUUGCAAAUCGGAGAUUGGGGUUGGUCCAAGGUCAGGUGGAGUAUUGAUAUGGAAAAGUUUCCAAUUUCUUUGGGUGUAAUCGUUUUCUCCUACACUUCACAAAUCUUCCUGCCAACCUUGGAGGGAAACAUGGUUGACCGAUCGAAAUUCAACUGGAUGUUAGACUGGUCCCACAUUGCAGCAGCAAUAUUUAAGGCCACUUUUGGUUACUUAUGUUUUUUGACAUUUCAAAAUGAUACUCAACAAGUUAUUACAAAUAACUUACAUUCGCAGGGCUUCAAAGGAAUGGUUAAUUUCUUCUUAGUUAUCAAGGCUAUUCUCAGCUAUCCGUUACCAUACUAUGCCGCAUGUGAACUAUUAGAAAGAACAUUCUUUCGUGGACCUCCAAAAACGAAAUUCCCUUCCAUUUGGCAUUUAGACGGAGAACUUAAAGUAUGGGGCCUUGGAUUUAGAGUUGGAGUGAUAUUUGCCACUAUUAUGAUGGCUAUAUUCAUUCCACACUUCUCAAUCUUAAUGGGAUUCAUUGGAAGCUUCACAGGAACUAUGUUGAGUUUUAUUUGGCCUUGCUAUUUCCAUCUGAAGAUCAAAGGACAUUUAUUAGACCAGAAGACCGUAGCUUAUGACUACCUCAUUAUAUUUUUAGGAGUUCUUUUUGGUGUAAUUGGGGUCUAUGAUUCUGGAAAUGCACUCAUUGAAGCAUUUGAAAUAGGCUUACCGUUUUAAAAGUAUUAUCCAUUACCUAGUAAUAAAUUAUUUUACAUGCCUCAUCUUACAUGGCGAAAAUUGAAAACUUGUACACUAAUCCAUUCCAAAUUGUUUUAUUUAAAUUUUAUAAUAGACUUUAACACUAACAAAUAUUCCAUUACCUAUAUAGCCCGGUUAGUGCAGAGUUUGUAUAAGAUUUAAUCAUUAAAAACCUUCUUUUGUAGAUAUUUAGAAAAUUUUCUUAAUUUGAGUCAAUAUUUUACACUCUUAGUUGUUUUAAAAAUACCAGGCUAUUUGGCCACGAAUGAACGAAAUUUCCAAAAACUGGAAAAUAAAUACAAAUUAAUUUAGUUUUACUUUAAAAGACGCCCUUAUGUAUUUAUCCUUAGUUUCGUUUAAGGUGUAGGCAGAAUCAGAGGCCUGGAUUGGACAGUUCCUUUCCUCUGUAUUUGUUCAUACAUUAAUAUUUUAAAGAUGACUUAUGUAUGUUUAGUUCGAAAACUUUUUAUGGGAAAAUAAUUUUGUUUUAUUUUUUAGAAAAUGUGACUGAUUUAAUUACUUUUAAAACAGAUUUUUAAUGAUUAGAUGAUAAACUAUUGAUCAUCUUACUGGGCUACUUUGUUUUUAGUCCAUUAUUAAACUCAUAUUAAACAUUUAAAUAAUAUAUGUAUAUAUCUAAAAUUAAAGUAUCUAUAUGUUUUCAGUUUUUCGAACUGAGUUAAAAUUUAAAAAAAUGUUCGAUUUUUUUGUCGAUGUUAUUCAAAAUAUGAAUGUAAAGUUACUGCAAGUUCAAAUUAUUAUAUACAGAUACAGAGUUUUAAAAUGUAUAUCGUUGAAUUAAUAGUUAAUUAUUGUUUUUGUUUUUUUGACAGCCAAUUUUUUAUUUAGAAUAAUAUUUUAAAAUAAUGUUAAUUAUAUAUAAAGAAAAAGAUACAUUUUUAUUUUGGCUUUAAAUUCCAAAAUUUUAAAUAAUAUACACAAAUAAUUAUAGUUAAUUUCAAAAAAUAAAUCAAAAAGCCAAAUUUACAUAAUAUAUUAUAUGACGUAGCAAGCAAUUAAUAUUAAUGUUAAAAAUUAACUUAAGAUCAAUAAGUGAUAUAUUGAUAUCGAUGUCUUCCAAAAAAGAAACAAGUCUUCCAAUGUUUUUCUUCAAAACAUAUUAUAUCAUAAUAUUAAUAAUUAAAAAAAAAACACUAUAGUAACUUAUGUCUUCCAACAUAUAUUUAAAUAUAAACAUUAUAUAAGCUU
Eupeodes corollae is the source of this 3183-nucleotide messenger RNA. It is a transcript of the gene VGAT, whose product is annotated as vesicular inhibitory amino acid transporter. Gene Ontology annotation, cellular component: vacuolar membrane. Lineage: Eukaryota; Metazoa; Arthropoda; Insecta; Diptera; Syrphidae. The transcript has 4 exons. The record is from RefSeq and is a predicted model, not a curated record. Gene Ontology annotation, molecular function: amino acid transmembrane transporter activity. Gene Ontology annotation, biological process: amino acid transmembrane transport. The coding region runs from base 313 to 1953 and encodes 546 amino acids.